This is a messenger RNA of Tuber aestivum (summer truffle), 2750 nucleotides long. Lineage: Eukaryota; Fungi; Ascomycota; Pezizomycetes; Pezizales; Tuberaceae. The record is from the annotation of a GenBank genome assembly.
AUGUAUAACUCUAAACAGAUCAAAACGCCCUCGUAUAACCGGCUACUUCGUCGCAGCUUCGCUACUCCUGCAACAAAUUCAAACUUUUCGGUUCAUCCCGAGAUAGCUGCACGAACACCACCAUAUGGAAAACUCAUAAAGAACCUCACAGAGGUCCGCCGAGUCCUUGGGACACAAGGACUCACGCUCGCGGAAAAAAUUCUCUACUCCCAUCUCGACAAUGUUGAGGACGCUCUUGGUGGCCGAAAUGGCAAGGUUCGCGGGGAGGCAUACCUGAAACUCAAAGUAGAUCGGGUGGCGAUGCAGGACGCUAGUGCCCAGAUGGCCCUUCUGCAAUUCAUGACUUGUGGCCUUGGAAAGACCGCCGUUCCGGCAUCGAUUCAUUGCGACCACAUGAUUGUUGGAGAGAACGGGGCAGAUGUCGACCUCCCUAGGAGUAUUGAGGGAAAUAAGGAAGUCUUUGAUUUUCUGGGGUCCGCGGCCAAGAAGUUUGGAAUUCAGUUCUGGGCGCCGGGGUCGGGAAUUAUCCACCAGAUUGUGUUGGAAAAUUAUGCGGCGCCCGGGUUGAUGAUGCUCGGGACAGAUUCUCGUGAGCAGAGUUUGACACUAAAUCGAUGGUAUUCCAGCUAGCUGACAAGGCCGGCAGAUACCCCAAAUGGGGGGGGACUUGGAGCAAUUGCCAUUGGUGUUGGUGGCGCCGAUGCGGUUGACGCAUUGGUUGACGCUCCCUGGGAACUUCGUGUAAGACCCCACCACCCGUUGCCACUGAUUAAGCUAAUAAAUUUUUAGGCACCUAAAAUACUUGGGGUUCGCCUGGAAGGUGAAUUGAGUGGAUGGGCAACGCCAAAGGAUGUCAUCCUCAAUCUAGCUGGGCAAUUGACUGUUCGGGUAAGUUCUUACAAACCCCCCAGGAGCAGUGUUUCUUCUGAUCACUCUAUAGGGAGGUACAGGUUACAUUAUAGAAUAUCACGGGCCUGGAGUGGAAACUCUCAGUUGCACGGGCAUGGCUACAAUUUGUAACAUGGGAGCGUGUGUAUCCCCCUUCUGACCUGACCCCAGCUCCUAACGCCCAACCCAGUGAAGUAGGAGCGACCACCUCUUUAUUCCCAUUCACCUCCAAAAUGAUCUCCUACCUAAAUUCUACCCGCCGAGCCCCGAUUGCAGAAGCCGCGGAAGGAACGAACAAGUCCCAUAAUUUCCUCCGUGCGGACACGAACGCAAUCUACGACCAGGUGAUCACAAUCAAUUUAUCAGAACUAGAGCCGCACAUCAACGGGCCCUUCACCCCGGACCUCUCCACACCACUCUCCAAAUUCAAGGAUGCCGUAAAAGAGAAUGAGUGGCCAGAGCAAUUAUCCGCCGGCUUGAUCGGUUCCUGCACCAACAGUUCUUACCAGGACAUGCUGAGGGCUGAAGACCUGGUUAAACAGGCGGAAGCUGCCGGAUUAAAGCCCAAGGUUGAUUUCUUCGUUACUCCAGGAAGUGAGCAGAUUAGGGCUACCCUGGAGCGGGAUGAGACACUGGAUGUUUUCGGGAGGGCUGGUGGAACCGUUUUGGCAAAUGCAUGCGGACCAUGGUACGUUGCACGGGAUAUCACUCGAUGGACCAUGAUUACUAAUCCUUCCAUUCCAGUAUUGGCCAAUGGAAGAGGAACGACAUCUCAAAGGUAUACUCCAGUCAUACCCUCCCAUGCAGGUACAACAGGUGCUAAGCCCGAGACAUAUAGGGUGAUACAAACGCAAUUCUUACCUCGUACAACAGAAAUUUCCGUGCAAGAAACGACGGAAACUCGCAGACAAUGAACUUUCUGGCCUCCCCCGAGGUAUAAUAUACCCCCGCACCUGCUCCCAAACCCCCACCCUGACACCCCGCAGAUCGUAACAGCAAUGAUAUACUCCGGCGAUAUGUCCUUCAACCCAAUAACUGACACGCUCCCCACCCCGUCCGGCCAGUCCUUCAAAUUCAGCGCUCCUUCCGGUUCCGAGCUCCCCUCUCAAGGCUUUGAGCCCGGAAACCUCGCCUUCGUUCCUAGCAACUCCGCACCCUCCCCUUCCACACCCGUCGUUGUCUCCCCAACUUCCUCCCGCCUCGCCCUUCUCGAACCCUUUGAACCAUUCGGCGCCGUUGACUUAAAAGGGUUGAAGGUCCUCCUCAAAAUCAAAGGCAAAUGCACAACAGACCACAUCUCUGCUGCUGGCUCCUGGCUAAAAUACAAGGGCCACCUGGAAAAUAUCUCAAACAACACCUUAAUCGGCGCGAUGAAUGCCGAGACCGGCGAGGUGAACAAAGUGCACGACGCUAAUGGCGACAUCUUAUCCAUCCCAGACCUCGCCCGGCGCUGGAAAGCGCAGGGCGUGUCCUGGCUUGUCGUCGCGGAGAACAACUAUGGCGAAGGAUCAGCCAGGGAGCACGCAGCGCUGCAACCAAGGUACUUGGGCGGGAAGGUCAUCCUAGCGAAGUCGUUCGCGAGAAUUCACGAGGCAAACUUAAAGAAGCAGGGCGUUGUGCCGUUGACAUUUGCCGACGGGGCGGACUACGACUCGAUCGGUUCCUGCGACAGCGUUGACACAGUGGGGCUAUAUGAUAUGUUGGUCAGUGGUGGGGAUGGCGAGGUGUUCCUAGACGUUACGAGGAAAACGGACGGGAGAAGACACAGGAUUCCCGUCAAGCACACUUUUAGCAAGGAUCAGGCCGGGUUCGUGCUUGCUGGGUCGGCGUUGAAUUUGUUAUCCAAGAGGGCGGCUAUAGCU